Micropterus dolomieu (smallmouth bass) is the source of this 1163-nucleotide messenger RNA. RefSeq names its product phytanoyl-CoA hydroxylase-interacting protein (gene phyhip). Gene Ontology annotation, cellular component: cytoplasm. Lineage: Eukaryota; Metazoa; Chordata; Actinopteri; Centrarchiformes; Centrarchidae. Gene Ontology annotation, molecular function: protein binding. The transcript is spliced from 5 exons. The record is from RefSeq and is a predicted model, not a curated record. The coding region runs from base 86 to 1102 and encodes 338 amino acids.
AGGCAAGUCAGAAAGCGGAAGAAGAAGACAGUAAAAUUCACCCCGGCUAUAAUCUUCUCUCAUCGCAAAUUUGAGCCUCAUACAAAUGACAGAAAUGGACGCCCCUCUCUCCACCCCCUGCAAUAUACAGAUUUGUGAGGUGACCUGUGACUCCUUCCGCAUCAUUUGGGAUAUGACCCCUGAGGACACUGCCAGAGCAACACACUUCUUCAUUGACCUGAGCCGCAAAGAGAGCAGAGACCCCAACCGCUUUAAACACAGGGAUGUGCCGACCAAGCUGGUGGCCAAGGCUGUGCCUCUUCCUAUGGCAGUAAGGGGCCACUGGUUCCUCAGCCCGCGGACAGAGUACUGUGUUGCUGUCCAAACUGCUGUCCGACAGCCAGAUGGUGACUACCUGGUGUCAGAGUGGAGCCAGGUGGUGGAGUUCUGCACCGGAGACUAUGCCAUGGAACACCUACAGCAGCUUCUCGACAAGGCCAAGGGCUCUGCUGGGAGGCUGCUGAAAUUCUCUGUGUUUUAUCGCAACCAGCACCCAGACUACUUUGACAACGUCAGAAGGGAAUGUGGAGCCCUGAUGCGUCCAGCCCUAAAAGACAGCAGUGGGAGUCAUGGUUCUCCUAUCAACGGCAAACUGCAAGGAGUCUUCUUCAGCUGCAACACAGAGUUUGAUACAGGCCUCCCUCCCAAAGACUCCCCAUAUGGCCCCUUGCGUUUCCAGAUCCCUGCUGGGCACCUGCUGAACCCCAACAUCAGCCUGUACUUUGCAGACUUCUACUGUAUGUACACAGCCUAUCACUACGUGGUGCUGGUGCUGGCCCCUGUUGGCUCAGAGGGAGACACCUUCUGUCGCACCCGUCUCCCUAUGCUGGACUUGGCCUCCAACCCCUUCCUCACAUACACUGCCCCCCAGAGGCCGGGGGAGGAGCCUCUGUACUGCCAUGCCAGUGACGUCAUCCUUGAGGUGCUUUUCACCGAGCCGGUUCAUUUGGAUCAGGGCAGUGUGGAGCGGAUCAGCGGCCACCACCAGCUUAAGAGUCAAACCACAGCCAACGCCAAAAAAGACCCAAGCUGCAAAGUGUGCAACAUCAGUGUGGGACGCUGAGGGAAGAUGCUGAUGUAGGACAGACCUGGGGGUGUGUGAGCCUACAAUACUGAAAGACAGA